UGCAGCCACCUGGAAGAAAAAACACAGUGGGAACAUCCUAAGUCUGGGAAGAGGAAACGUGUUGCAGGAGAACUGCCAUACGGAUGGGAGCAGGAGACUGAUGAAAAUGGACAAGUCUAUUUUGUGGACCACAUAAACAAAAGGACUACCUACCUUGACCCAAGAUUGGCCUUUACAGUUGAAGAUAACCCGGUAAAACCUACUACUAGACAAAAAUAUGAUGGAAACAGUACUGCAAUGGAAAUACUCCAGGGUCGUGACUUGAGUGGGAAAGUGGCUAUAAUCACAGGAGCAAAUUCAGGAAUAG
Acanthisitta chloris (rifleman) is the source of this 307-nucleotide messenger RNA. RefSeq names its product WW domain-containing oxidoreductase-like. Gene Ontology annotation, biological process: positive regulation of transcription by RNA polymerase II; hippo signaling. The annotation marks the transcript as partial. Gene Ontology annotation, cellular component: cytoplasm; nucleus. The transcript is spliced from 3 exons. Gene Ontology annotation, molecular function: protein binding; transcription coactivator activity. The record is from RefSeq and is a predicted model, not a curated record. NCBI's taxonomy places the organism in Eukaryota, Metazoa, Chordata, Aves, Passeriformes, Acanthisittidae.